Symbiodinium sp. CCMP2456 is the source of this 818-nucleotide messenger RNA. NCBI's taxonomy places the organism in Eukaryota, Dinophyceae, Suessiales, Symbiodiniaceae. The record is from the annotation of a GenBank genome assembly.
AUGGGAGAGCGAGCGGAGGAGUUGAUCCUCAGCGGCUUGCAGGACUCGUACAGUUCGCAGUCGCUGCAGACAGGUGGACGCCAAGCUUUUGUAUCCGGGCAAAGGUUUGUGUAUGAUCUCAUCGACUGCAUGAAGAAUGACUUUCAGAGUCAGUACCUCAUCUGGCAAGACUUGUUCCGGCGAAGCGAGUACCACCAGAGUGUGCAGACUCGCGAGGCGUCAUUGAUUCUCUCGGCGAUCCGCGCUGUUCCCAUACCGUUUGUCAAGAUUUGCGAGGAUGUCGGUCAAGCAAUGUGCAGGGCAGUUGCUGACGUAGAAGGUCAGCACGCGAGCCAGCAUGGCUCUAUUCUGGACAGGUUCGAAGCAACGUGUCAAAGUCUGCUUGAAAAAGUGGCCAACGACGUGCCCGAGCUUGAUUGGCUCUGCGAGAGAGUCGACCUGUCUCUCAGAUCAUUCAACCGCGCCCGCGCGCAGCUGGGUCAGAUAUGCCAGUCCCUCAUUGCCGGCUACUUCUUCCAUGCCUCUGGCUUCCGCUGGUUCCAGGUGAACGGGACCGGGAAGCUUGUCCAUUGCAACUCUUACGGUUGCAUCCGCGACCAUGACACCGACGAGGACGCACUAUGCCGCAAGUUGGAGCAAGUCCUCGAGGAGGCUCCUGAAGCAUUUUGGCUCACUGCCAGCGAGGGGCGCCCUCGGGAGACGGAGUGGAGAGGCAAGAAGGUGGAAGUUGCUUGCAGCUUCGAGCAUGAUCUGGAAGGCCCAUUGAGCAGGCAUUUGAUCUCUGCCGAAGUUGCGGAGCGCUGCAAGCAAGGACUGGA